AUGAAUAUCUUUUUACAUACCUACACCUUAAACGUUCCUUUUUUUUUGAAAAAUGUUCGUCACACAGGAAUUGAGGUGUUUGGUAAAGAAUACACAUUUUCAAUGAAUGGAAUAACAACAUGUAAACCAAAAAAAUCAACAAUAGGGAAAUAUUCCAAAAGUUAUGAAUUAUCUUAUAUGCAGUUAACUUAUUCACAAUUUUCAGAAAUUUUAAAUGCUCUUGGAAAAAUAUACAGACCAAAUACAUAUAAUUUUAUUUACAAAAAUUGUAAUCAUUUUUGUGAUGAUUUAUUUGAAUUAAUUAGUGGAAAAAGAUUAUUUUAUAGAUUUAUGUUUUAUUCCAGAUUGGGAAAAUUAGUUGGAAAUUUUAAAAAUGUUGCAUUAUGCGGUUACAUUAAUACUAUGGAAUUUUCAAGGAAUGAUAAAACUCUCUAUGUAUAUGCUUUAAGCUUAUCUAAAUCAAUACUAAAAAGAAAUAAAGAACUUAAAAAUAAUGAAGGAAUAUGGUAUAUUAAAGACAAAAAUUAUAAUUAUUAUAAUUGUGAUAGUAUCUUUCGUAUUGUUCCACAUUCAAAUUAUGAAAAUACUUCUUGUAAUAAACAAAAAUCAAAUUACAAAAAGGUACUUGUAAAUGAAACAAUAAAAUGCUUAAAGGAUGAAGCAACCAAAUAUACUGACCAACUUCAAUUAAAAAGUAUAUAUUCAUUUAGCACAACUGGGGCAUUUUCAUCAACAUGA
Messenger RNA from Plasmodium relictum, 738 nucleotides. Its product is annotated as PPPDE peptidase, putative. The record is from RefSeq and is a predicted model, not a curated record. Gene Ontology annotation, biological process: protein deubiquitination. Bases 1 to 738 code for a protein of 245 amino acids. NCBI's taxonomy places the organism in Eukaryota, Apicomplexa, Aconoidasida, Haemosporida, Plasmodiidae. Gene Ontology annotation, molecular function: deubiquitinase activity. The transcript is spliced from 2 exons.